This is a messenger RNA of Coregonus clupeaformis (lake whitefish), 989 nucleotides long. RefSeq names its product guanylyl cyclase-activating protein 2-like. The record is from RefSeq and is a predicted model, not a curated record. The coding region runs from base 65 to 628 and encodes 187 amino acids. Gene Ontology annotation, cellular component: cone photoreceptor outer segment; photoreceptor inner segment. Gene Ontology annotation, molecular function: calcium ion binding; calcium sensitive guanylate cyclase activator activity. Gene Ontology annotation, biological process: visual perception. NCBI's taxonomy places the organism in Eukaryota, Metazoa, Chordata, Actinopteri, Salmoniformes, Salmonidae. The transcript has 4 exons.
GUUGAACUAUAUUUGCUUGAAUGUUUGUAGAAAAUAUUGUCUACUAUCCAAGUGAACUGAAACAAUGGGUCAAGCAGAAAGCCACAAUGACGAGAUGGAUUUGGAGCAAAUUCAGGAGCUGUGUAUGACUUUUAUGAAGGAGUGCCCGAGCGGGACUUUGCACCUGCAUGAAUUAAAACGCAUCUUUGGCGUACCGGCCAGUUGUGAGGAAGAGACUUUGUACAUUGAGACGGUCUUCCAUUCAUUCGACACAAACAGGGAUAACGCGUUGGAUUUUAUGGAGUAUACGGCCGCUCUUCACCUGAUAUUGCGCGGGAAUCUUGAGGAUAGGUUAAAGUGGUCCUUUAAAAUCUACGACAAGGAUGGGAAUGGCAAGUUAGACCGACAAGAGGUGAAAAACCUGAUUCAGAUCAUUUACAAAAUCAAGCUUCAUACAACUGCCAUAAACAUGACACCUAAUGAAGUCUGUGACAGGAUCUUUGAGCUGGUUGACAAAAAUCAUGAUGGCCAGAUUUCCUUUACUGAGUUUAUGGAGGGUGCCCAGAAGGACGAAUGGGUCAUGAAUAUGCUCAAGCUGGACGUCAACGCUAGUGGCUGGGUCAUGCAGAACUGUGUAAAAAUGACCUGAGCCCUCCAAACUAGGUCUCCCAUCUACACAGAGAGGGGUUGUGUCUCGCAAAUGACAUCUGAGUUUUGUCUUUUUCGCACGAGAAACCUGAUGCCUUGGGCCUUAUGGUCUGGCUCUGCCUCCAUGUUUGCUGCUUGCGAUGGUUCAGACAUAUGCAUGGAGCACUCUUCUCUGUAUCACUUUUCCUCCGGUCAUUGUUCUUUUAACAUGCUGUCCAUGCACUUUGAUGCAUGUCGGAACAACAGGCGUUCUCUUUUUGAGAGCUGACCAGCUGACAGGAUGGAGUCUCAUUCAGCAGGUGACUGUCAUAGCUCACUGGAACUCGAGUUCAAAGCUCAUAUUGUGUGAUAUGAUAUUACAA